Messenger RNA from Cynara cardunculus var. scolymus (artichoke), 582 nucleotides. RefSeq lists its product as uncharacterized. Lineage: Eukaryota; Viridiplantae; Streptophyta; Magnoliopsida; Asterales; Asteraceae. The record is from RefSeq and is a predicted model, not a curated record. The transcript has a single exon. The coding region runs from base 1 to 582 and encodes 193 amino acids.
AUGGAAGAUAAUUCGUAUUCAGACGAUGAGGCUUUUGAUAAUACUAAUAUCGAACUAAUGGUCGAGGCAUUCAAUCUAGCGUCUGAAGUGGAUAAUUAUAUCCGUAAUUAUGCUCAAAACAAUCAUGUAUCUUAUCAUGGUUUUAUUCGUGGCCAUAUAGUUAUCAAUCGUGAUUGGGAAAAUGCCGAUCACAAUCUCUUCAAUGAUUAUUUUUCUGAAAAUCCUCGAUUUCCUGAGUCAAUGUUUCGUCGACGAUUCCGAAUGAAUCGUACUUUAUUUCUUUGUAUUUUGGAUGCUAUCCAAAGUCAUGACAACUACUUUCUCCAACGAAGGAAUGGAUGCGGCAAACUAAGGUUGUUCAGUUAUCAAAAAGUUACUGUUGUAUUUCGAAUGUUGGCAUAUGGUGUGGCUGCAGAUGCUACAGAUGAGUACCUUAAAUUAGACGAAUCGACGAUUUUAGAAGCUUUGAAGCGGUUUUGUAGUGCCUUCGUGGAGGUGUUUGGAGACCGCUAUCUCCGCACACCCAAUGCUAAUGAUAUGGCACGACUACUCCAAGUUGGUGAACAACAAGGUUUUCCAUGA